Podospora bellae-mahoneyi is the source of this 414-nucleotide messenger RNA. RefSeq lists its product as uncharacterized. The record is from RefSeq and is a predicted model, not a curated record. The transcript is spliced from 2 exons. The coding region runs from base 1 to 414 and encodes 137 amino acids. NCBI's taxonomy places the organism in Eukaryota, Fungi, Ascomycota, Sordariomycetes, Sordariales, Podosporaceae.
AUGUCGAUUCAGAGCUCAAAUUGGCAGACCCCGGCGGAGAAGCGCAAGAGCCUUCUUGCCAGUAUACGCGACGAUUGGAAGCUCUCACCAGAGGACCUAGUGAAAGCAAAAAGCCAGCGCGACAUCACCGGUGUAGUGCCAGAGCACUUGGAAGCCGCCGAAGCGUCGAUCUUAGCCAAAAACGCCCCAGAUAUUGUCAGUCACGUGAAAGACGGGACCUACAGUGCUCUACAGGUCACCACGGCCUUUUGCGACUGUCUUCAUGAACUCUUCUUUGACCAGGCCUUGGAACGUGCCAAGGCUCUCCACGCUGGUUUCAAGGAGACAGGAACGGUCUCUGGACCUCUCUACGGCCUUCCCAUCAGUUUGAAGGACCAGUUUCACAUCAAAGACGUCUAUACGACUAUGGGUUAG